GUUCCAGCGUAACUGUUCUGUAUUUCCUUCCGUAUUUGACGUGCACCAUUCCUCAACCCGACCACACCCAUGCCUUUCUUUUCGCUGGCGGCCGGGCUGCUCCGACAAAUACGGGAUAUCACCUGGCCCGCCGACAGGAUGCCUCCGGGCGAGGCAUACAGCAGCAGUCAGGGCCAGCGACACCAGCAACACCAAUUCCCCCAGGCCCAGGUGCAACAACACCAGCCGGUGCCGCAGCCGCGACCGUCUGGCCCGCCGGCCCCACAACCACUUUUACCGCACCCUCAAUAUGCGCCUCAACCGUAUGUGAACGGCAGCCAGCAGUACCAGCACCAACAGGUACAAUAUGCGCAUCCCCAAUACGCCCAGCAGCCCGCGCAGUUAUAUCCCAGGAGCGCUCUGCCCCCGCAGCCACGACACCACCAACAACACCAGCAUCUGCACCAGCAAUAUCCGCUCUACAAUGACACGUUCCUCCAACCCGCACCGCCUACCCAGCCCGCCUCCGCGCCCGCGGCCCCGCCCAUGUCUGCGCCGAUGUCUGCGCCCGUGCAGUUCGUCAACCCGUCGCACCUCCAGCAGGCCCCCGCUCCGAGACCUCCAAGCAAUGUCUUGCCGCCGCCGCAACCGCAACCGCAACCGGCGUCUGCGAUGAAGCCCCAGUUGCCGCGGGCGGAUCAGGGGCGCCAACCCAUGCCUGCGAAAGCAAGCCCCAAGAUGGAGGAAGGGCGGCCGCUGUCCCGUGGCACACCGAAACUGCUUGCGCGAGAACCGAGGCGGCCAAGCUCGAGCGCUGGAGUUACAAAGUCGCCUGCCACGCCGCAAGCCUCGUCCCACGUGGAAACGCUCCCGCUUCUGCUUUCCGUGGCAGAGGACUGCUUUGAAAAAGCUGCUGCGGCUGCUCAGCGGGUCGCGAGGUCCAUGACGGCAAGCGAGGUUGCGGAGCAUCACAAGCUGGUAGCCACGGGGUUGGGAUGUAUGAACGUCGCGCUGAAGUCGAACAAACUAUGGCCGCGGUUGGAGGCCAGGCUAUGUCUGCGAUAUGCCAGCGUACUGAUCGAGGAGACCACUAACAUCACGGAUGCCGAGACGACCUUGACAAGGGGGAUCUCGGUCUGUGAGACGCACCGCUUCCUCGACUUGAAAUACAGCUCGCAAUUUCUCCUGAUGAAGACACUCUUCCAGCGGAAUCCCAAGGCGGCUUUCAAGUCUAUUGAAAGUCACAUUGCCGACUGCACCACAUAUAAGCAUGUCCCUUGGAUUUACGCCUUCCGUUUCCUCAAAGCCGCGUUCCACCUCCAGUCCGGCACGGCCGCCGAUAACCACGCCAUCGAGAACCUUCGCAAGAUUGCCGGGAUUGCAAAUCAGCGCGGAGACAAGGCCAUCUUCAUCCUGGCCAUGUUGCUCGAAGGUCUGGCCCACCUCAGCACCAUGAAGGAGGAUUGGGCCACGCGCGUGCAGAUGUGCAUCGCCCAAGCAUCCAAGCUGCAGCUGGACGAGUCCGUCCGGACUCCCCAGACCGAUGUGCUGUUACUGCUGCUGGAUCUCGCCUGCAGUCUACAUCUGAAAACCCAUCAGAUAUCAGCACAGAAGCUUGGCGCCCUCCAGAGAAGGCUGGAGGAGCUAAAACAGGCGCCAGACUGGUCUCCGCAAUCGGGCGACGUGCUGUUGCCCGUGAACCGGAUGCAAAACACGCCGCAAAUUGUCAGCCACGACACGAGGGCUGUUUUGCGGCCCGGGACUAAUGGUGUCGACUACCUGGUGGUGUCAACAUUGGGGAAGCAGGAAGCUUGGGCGUUAGCUUAUGUACUCAACGGUAUUGUGGCGCAAUACAAAGCCUCGACUCCUGGUCGCAGCUCCGGCAUGUGGGCGGAGGCAGUAAGGUUAUUGGAAGAAAGCAAGCCUGUAUCAUCGCCACAAAGUCUUCCGCAGGCGCUCCAGCAAGCAAACUGGGCAAGAGAGCUUGUCUGCUAUGCACAACUUCUCACCGGACUCCAAGCCGCGACCUUGUCCGACUGGGCCAAGGUCAAGUCAUGCCUGGAGACUGUGCAAGACUGCGAGCCGCGGUCGGAGUUCCUGAGCGUCCUGACGCUGUACCUUGAAGGCGUGUUCUACCAAGGCACAGCAAAACUCGAACAGGCUGUCGAGAUCUGGAAGGACAAGAAGUUCGAAAUGGACUGGAGCGGAGCGCCCCGAGCCGGCCGCAGCCGUAUCGAAACGGAGCUCUCCAUCCUGGCGGCGCUCAACCGGCUGUGGAUCCUGCAGGAGCCCAAGCAAGCAGACGACGCCGAGACGGCCGAGCUCAUCGACCUGCUGCGCCCCAUCUGCGAGGACAACCCGGACCAGGAGAUCCGCACCGUCUACAACCUGGUGCUGUCAUCGAUCCGGACGAACCCGCCGCUGUCGAUCAACCAGGUCAAGCGGCACAUCCAACAGGCGCUGGCCGGCGCGCAGCAGACCAGCAACACGCACCACCUGUCGAUCGCGCUCAACAUCAUGCGCUGCAAGCUGUUCGAGAACGUGGUGGGCGAGCAGGCGCUCAAGAGCGCCAAGGCCGGCUCAGCCCAGGCCCGCAAGAGCGGCAACGUGCUGUGGAUGAGCGUCGCCGACGGCAUGCUCGCCCAGUCGCUCGAGAUGCAGGGCGCCCUGGCCGAGGCGAGGGCCGCGCACGCGGCCGGCGCCAGGUUGGCGAACGAGGCGUUUGCGAAGACCCAGGUGUGAGUGAGGGUGUGUGCUUGGGCGUGUGCUGGAGAUGUGCUGGAGAUGUGAUGUGUAUGCGGGGGUUCUGUUUGGCGCACGGGACUGGGGCCGGCAAUAUGCCCAGCCCAGGGGCAGGAGGAAGGGUUAAAAAGGAAUGUCGGCGUCUGCUUUGCGAUGUAUACCCUGUGAUAUUUGCCUGGCUGUAUUUUGUUGAGUCGCUACAUGGAGAUGAUAUCCGUGCAUUCUAAUCGAGUGGCUGAUUGUUGGUUGUUGGCGCUCAGGAGUCAUACACUAGCUCAGGGGUUACGCAGCCCCAG
Thermothielavioides terrestris NRRL 8126 is the source of this 3017-nucleotide messenger RNA. RefSeq lists its product as uncharacterized. Gene Ontology annotation, cellular component: SMC loading complex; chromatin. Lineage: Eukaryota; Fungi; Ascomycota; Sordariomycetes; Sordariales; Chaetomiaceae. The transcript is spliced from 5 exons. Gene Ontology annotation, biological process: mitotic sister chromatid cohesion; maintenance of mitotic sister chromatid cohesion. The coding region runs from base 70 to 2721 and encodes 883 amino acids. Gene Ontology annotation, molecular function: double-stranded DNA binding. The record is from RefSeq and is a predicted model, not a curated record.